This is a messenger RNA of Dryobates pubescens (Downy woodpecker), 1804 nucleotides long. RefSeq names its product potassium voltage-gated channel subfamily A regulatory beta subunit 1 (gene KCNAB1). Gene Ontology annotation, molecular function: voltage-gated potassium channel activity; potassium channel regulator activity; transmembrane transporter binding. Gene Ontology annotation, cellular component: membrane; cytoplasm; extrinsic component of cytoplasmic side of plasma membrane. Gene Ontology annotation, biological process: potassium ion transport; negative regulation of delayed rectifier potassium channel activity; transmembrane transport. The transcript has 14 exons. The record is from RefSeq and is a predicted model, not a curated record. Lineage: Eukaryota; Metazoa; Chordata; Aves; Piciformes; Picidae. Bases 359 to 1615 code for a protein of 418 amino acids.
GCAGCUGGACCCUUUGCUUUCUCCAGCUCUCCCCACCUCAACACUCAGGUUUGUGCCAGCCUGAGCUGGGGUGCUCUGCUUGGCACACCUUUCUCUGCCGAGUUUUUGUGACCUGUCCUCUUUCGGCCGCUGCGAAACGAAGCCCCCGGGGCGCAGGAGGCGCCCACAGAUGUUUCCAUGAGAAGGUCACAGCUCUUCUCUCUGGUUAAGCUCCACAGCCACGUAUCUAAUUACAGCUUUGUGGCCAGCCCCAGGUCCUAGGGGGAGGAAAAACGCCGCCGGGAAUCGGGUUUGAAACCAUUCGAGGGCAACCGCUCGGUGCUGAGGGUGCUGCGGUGGCAGGGGGGAGGCAGGCAAGAUGCUGGCGGCACGGACGGGCACCAUGGGCAACAAAAACGCCGAGGAGAGCCUGAAGCUGAGGAAGCAGUCGGUGCUCUCCCUGGGGAGCAGGGAGAGAGCCCUGAAGAGCACCUCGGAGAGCGCGAAGGAGAGCAGAGGCCGCGGCGGGCAGCCCCAGCAGCGUGCCCGGCGCCUGGCGCUGCUGCGGGAGCUGGAGAUGAAUUGGUACCUGCGGGUGUGCGAACUGUCCCACGAGUACACCAUCGCCUACACCACCGGCAUGCCGCACAGGAACCUGGGGAAAUCUGGGCUGAGAGUCUCGUGCCUGGGGCUGGGGACAUGGGUCACUUUUGGAGGGCAGAUCUCCGACGAGGUGGCCGAGCAGCUGAUGACCAUCGCCUACGAGAGCGGCGUCAACCUCUUCGACACGGCCGAGGUCUACGCCGCCGGCAAGGCUGAGAUCAUCUUGGGGAACAUCCUGAAGAAGAAGGGCUGGAGGAGGUCCAGCCUGGUCAUAACAACAAAGCUCUACUGGGGUGGAAAGGCUGAGACAGAAAGAGGGCUCUCCAGAAAACACAUCAUUGAAGGGCUGAAGGCUUCCCUGCAGAGGCUGCAGCUGGAGUACGUGGACGUGGUGUUCGCCAACCGGCCCGACAGCAACACCCCCAUGGAAGAGAUUGUGAGGGCCAUGACCCACGUCAUCAACCAGGGCAUGGCCAUGUACUGGGGCACGUCGCGCUGGAGCGCCAUGGAGAUCAUGGAAGCCUACUCUGUGGCCAGGCAGUUCAACAUGAUCCCCCCCGUGUGUGAGCAAGCUGAGUACCAUCUCUUCCAGAGGGAGAAGGUGGAGGUUCAGCUGCCUGAGUUAUACCAUAAAAUAGGAGUUGGAGCCAUGACGUGGUCUCCACUUGCCUGUGGCAUCAUCUCAGGGAAAUAUGGCAAUGGGGUCCCAGAAAGCUCAAGGGCUGCACUGAAGUGCUACCAGUGGCUGAAGGAGAAGAUCAUCAGCGAGGAGGGCAGGAAGCAGCAGGGGAAGCUGAAGGAUCUGUCGCCCAUCGCCGAGCGCCUGGGCUGCACGCUGCCACAGCUGGCCGUGGCAUGGUGCCUGAGGAACGAAGGGGUGAGCUCUGUCCUCCUGGGAUCUUCCAACCCAGAGCAGCUGAUAGAGAACCUUGGAGCCAUACAGGUCCUCCCAAAGAUGACCUCCCACAUUGUCAACGAGAUUGACAACAUCCUGGGGAACAAGCCCUACAGCAAGAAGGACUACAGGUCCUAAGGUGCCACAGGAGCUCCUUGGCCUGCAUGGUCUCCCAAGGGCUCUGUGCACCAGGACAGCUCUGACUUCCUCCCACCAGAACCAUUCAGCAGCCUGCUUGCUGCUCGCUGUCUUCUCCUGCCGCUGGAUCCUUCCAGCUCUCUGCUCUUGCUCCUAACCUGCAGUGAAAUUCCAAAGCACAGUCAAGAU